Dichomitus squalens LYAD-421 SS1 is the source of this 1008-nucleotide messenger RNA. RefSeq lists its product as uncharacterized. NCBI's taxonomy places the organism in Eukaryota, Fungi, Basidiomycota, Agaricomycetes, Polyporales, Polyporaceae. The transcript has 3 exons. The coding region runs from base 1 to 1008 and encodes 335 amino acids. The record is from RefSeq and is a predicted model, not a curated record.
AUGGUCGGAAUCGCUCUGUCCGCUCUCUCAGCGCUCGCCCUCUCCCUGUCUGCUGCGGCGUCGCCCCUUCGCCUGGCAAAGCGCGACCCGGUGCCAUCGUUUGUCCUUGAACAUGCACCGCUGUCGUACCUCUACUCCAAGGAGCAAUGGUGGCCUUCGGACGUUGCGGUCCACCUGACCCACGUUACGCCCCAGGUGAACUUCACGAACAUCGCGGAUGCCGUCACGUUCGAGACCAUCCCCUCACUGGCCAGCGAUGUCUUCCUGACUUCGAAGGACGACGUGACGACGUCUCCCGAUUGGAUUACAAAUGAUGCUGGCAAGCCCGAUGCCAAUGGGCUCAGCACGGCACCGUCGACGAUCGUCCUGGUGAACAAGCCCGGAGGCAUUCUCGACGCGUUCUUCUUUUACUUCUACUCCUAUGACCACGGAGGAAAGGUUCUGGACAUUGAGUUCGGCGAUCACGUAGGCGACUGGGAACACACCAUGGUCCGCUUCACCAACGGCACUCCCACCGAGUUCUACCUCUCCGCACACUCUGGCGGCUCCGCAUACACAUUCGACGCGGUCAACAAGACCAACGGCCGCCCGAUCUCGUACAUUGGCGUCGGCACGCACGCCAACUACGCCACCCCCGGCAAGCACUGCCACGACCUGCCCGGAGACCUGCUCUGCGACCAGACUGACGCCAGUUUCGUCUGGGACCUCGCCGCGAACUACCGUGCGUUCUGGUUCGACAACAGCACCCAGACGUUCAGCGUUGCUGGUGGCGCGGGCUCCGGCGCGCAGUCCAUCGAUGCCGAAGGCGCAGGCUGGCUGCAGUACGAGGGCGCGUGGGGUGAUGAGCAGUACCCAGACGACGAGCACGGGCAGUACUGUCUCGUGAUUGGGAGCCUGGUCGACGAGUGUCAGUUUGUCAGCGGUCCUACUGGUCCUAUCAAGAAAAACCUUGGACGCACGGCUGUCUGUCAGAAGGAGAGCAGCUGCACGGUCGCAACGUCGCUUUGA